Molecule: messenger RNA, 2024 nt
Organism: Chenopodium quinoa (quinoa)
Lineage: Eukaryota; Viridiplantae; Streptophyta; Magnoliopsida; Caryophyllales; Amaranthaceae
Product: methionine gamma-lyase-like
Exons: 2
Coding region: 412-1785 (457 amino acids)
Biological process (GO): transsulfuration
Cellular component (GO): cytoplasm
Molecular function (GO): pyridoxal phosphate binding; carbon-sulfur lyase activity
Source: RefSeq, a predicted model, not a curated record
UAAUGAGAAAAAUAACAAUUCACGUCCAAGUACCUAAUGUAUUUGGACAUUAUAACAAUCAUUAUUACAAUCCCUUUCAUAUAUUAAUAUGGUAGUCUAAAUUUUGCACGGAAAAAAUGAUCAUCAAUAUUAUAUUGAUAUUUAUCCCAACCAAAUAACGUGUUUAAAUUUAGUGAUUAGCUUAGAAUUAAAGCACAAGAGAUAAAAUUUCUUUCUAAUGACUGACGUAAGUAUGGUAACAUAUCAAUAACUUUCCUAACCCAACUUCAAUACAAUUCCCCUUUGAUAUUUUCUACUCCGAUCCUCUAUAUAAACACUCGAACUUCAUUACAUUUACAAACACAAAACAACCCAAAAAAAAAAAAAAAAAAAAAAAAAAAAAAAAAACACGCUUGAAUUUUUAACAACUCAAUGGCAACCGGAGUUCCCCCAACCACUUCAAUUAACAACACAAUCUUAAACCAUAAUAAUAAAAAACGUUCAAGUGACAAUGAAGAUUAUGGUUACAACUCAAUGAUCAUAACAAAGAAGGCCGCAAUCGCGGCCAAGGAAGAUCCCGUGGCAGCGCUAGCAAGCGCACGCCACGAGUUCGGAGAACACGGAGGGGUAAAUAUGUCAAUAGAAGCAUCCGCAACCUUUACGGUUAUGGAGCCAGAAACUAUGAGGCGGUUAUUUUCAGGUGAAUUAGGACCUGACCGUGACUAUUUCAUAUAUAGUCGUCAUUUUAACCCUACGGUCCUAAACCUCGGACGCCUUAUGGCAGCCUUGGAGGGGACGGAGGCCGCUUAUUGCACGGCUAGCGGUAUGUCCGCUAUCUCCUCCGUCCUCCUCCAGCUCGUAGGCGCUGGCGGCCAUAUCGUAGCGUCUCAAACUCUAUAUGGCGGUACUCACGCUUUGUUGACGCAUUUUCUCCCGCGUACUAGCGGGAUUAAUACUACGUUUGUUGAUAUAUGUGAUCAUGCCGCCAUUAAGGCGGCGAUCGUAGAGGGAAUGACUAAAGUUGUUUAUUUCGAGUCGGUGUCGAACCCGACUCUUACGGUGGCGGAUAUACCUGAGGUGUGCAAAAUUGCACGCGAAAAAGGGGUGAUUGUGGUGGUGGAUAAUACUUUUGCGCCGGUUGUGAUAUCGCCCGCUAGGCUUGGUGCGGACGUGGUUGUGCAUAGUAUUUCCAAGUAUAUUAGUGGUGGGGCCGAUAUUAUCGCAGGUGCUGUCUGUGGGCCAGCAAGCCUAUUGAAUUCAAUGAUGGACUUACAUCAAGGGGCCUUAAUGCUACUAGGCCCAACAAUGAACGCCAAAGUGGCAUUUGAACUAUCUGAAAGGCUUCCUCAUUUGGGCCUCAGAAUGAAAGAGCAUUGUGCACGGGCCUUGGAGUUUGCCAAAAGGAUGAAAAAAUUGGGCCUAAAAGUCAUAUAUCCUGGGCUAGAAGAUCAUCCACAACACGAGCUUUUGAAGUCCAUUUGCAGCCAAGAAUAUGGGUAUGGUGGCAUCCUUUGUGUGGAUAUGGAGACCGAAGAGCGCGCCAACCGGUUGAUGUACCAGCUCCAAAACUGCACCCAGUUCGGGUUCAUGGCGGUUAGCUUGGGCUACUAUGAGACCCUUAUGUCAUGCUCCGGUAGCAGCACUAGUAGUGAGAUGAGUGAGGAGGAAAAGGCUCGCGCAGGCAUCUCACCGGGCCUUGUUAGGAUGUCCAUUGGCUAUACUGGCACGCUCGAGCAGAAGUGGGCCCAAUUUGAGAAGGCUUUGGGUAAAUUGCAGGAUGUCAAGUUUAGUGUUCGCCAUAAAUGAACCAAGAGAAAAGGUCUUGUUGCACUCUUGAAUCUUGAUUAGCUCUGCCUUAAAAUAAACUUUCAUCAAUUAGUAUGAUGCUGCAAGUAACUUUGGUUUCAUACUAUAUUGUCUAUAUAAAUGGCAUUUUCAACUGUGGCAAUGCCAUAUUUCGUUACAUGUUCUGUCUUUAUUAUCCUUGUGAUUGUCUAUUCGUAUUUUUAUAGUCCUAGAUAGACUUGACAAUCAAGUCUUGCUUC